Messenger RNA from Elephantulus edwardii (Cape elephant shrew), 486 nucleotides. It is a transcript of the gene THY1, whose product is annotated as Thy-1 cell surface antigen. The coding region runs from base 1 to 486 and encodes 161 amino acids. The transcript is spliced from 3 exons. Lineage: Eukaryota; Metazoa; Chordata; Mammalia; Macroscelidea; Macroscelididae. The record is from RefSeq and is a predicted model, not a curated record.
AUGAAACCUGCAGUCAGCAUCGCUCUCCUGUUUACAGUCCUUCAGGUGGCCUGGGGACAGAAGGUGACAAGCCUGACUGCGUGCCUGGAGAACCAGAGCCUGCGUCUGGACUGCCGCCAUGAGAACACGACCACCGUGCCCAUCCAGUAUGAGUUCAGUGUGACCCGUGAGACGAAGAAGCACGUGAUCUAUGGCACCGUGGGGGUGCCUGAGCACUCCUACCGCACCCGGACCAACCUCACUUACAAAAACAACAUCAAGGUCCUCUACCUACAUAGCUUCACCAACAAGGAUGAGGGCACCUACACGUGUGAGCUCCGCCUCUCUGGUCAUACUCCCACCGUCUCCAAUAAGAACAUCUCAGUCUUCAGAGACAAACUGGUGAAGUGUGAGGGCAUAAGCCUGCUGACUCACAACACCUCGUGGUUGCUGCUGCUCCUGCUCUCUCUGCCUCUCCUCCAGGCCAUGGAUUUUGUAUCCCUGUGA